UAGUACCUGCAUGGAGUCUGCACUAGUGUUGGCUGCCAUUUGCCAUUUGCCAAGACGUCCUCUACGGGCGUCAAGAGGGCAAGAGGGGCAGUGGGGCCUUGAAUCUGCUCUACAGCAUGUGCCCUGUUGCUCCCUCUAAUAUAGAUCUGUUCCUUGUGAUUACACUGGUGUCCUUUGGAAGGUUGGAGGCAGCCACAGAGCCUUGCCCAAUCCCAUGCCAUUGUACCUUGGAAAUCCUCAACUGCAGCAGGACCACCAACCCCCCUGGACUCCACCGUGUGCCAUUUCCCAAACCUUAUGGACAUCCCCGUGUUUUUUUCUUCUUGGACUUCACUGAUAAUGCCAUUUCUUCCAUUGGAAAAGAUGUGUGGAGAGCCUACCCUUGGGCUGAGUACCUGAUUCUCAAGGGUAACAGAUUGAGCAAACUGAAGAAUACUUCUCUGGAUGGACUACUUUCACUUACACACCUGGACUUAUCGCGUAAUAAAAUCAACAUCAUUGAGAAGAAUGCAUUUGAACCUGUCCCAUUUUUGCAGUUUAUAAAUCUCAGUGGUAAUGCUAUAGGCCGGAUCACAGAGGGGGCGUUUCAGGCAUGGCAUGGAAUGCAGUUUUUGCUAAAUAUGAUUCUCAACCACAAUCCCCUGACUGCUCUUGACGAUCCUUAUUUUUAUAAACUUCCCUCACUGAAGUUUCUUGAUUUAGGUGCUACAGAGAUUGUCCCCAAGGUCGUGGUGGACAUACUGAAUACCUCCAUUUGGCUGAAAACACUCAUCUUGCCCAGGAAGAUGCCCUGUUGCCUUUGCCAUAUUCAGGAUGACACCGAAGUUUUGUGUGAGACGGUCAAAUUGGAUUGCACAGAGACAUGCGACGUAAACACCACUCUGUGUGACCAAGAAGAGGCUUUAAAUAAGAUGCAGAACGAAAUCAUGAAGCUCUUAGAAACCAGGAAGCGGAAUACAAGCAGCACCUUGACCAUUCUUCCCGAGAAGCCUCUACAGGACAACUCGACCCUGGCACUCACAGUGACCCAGGGCCUCUCGCAUUUCGGCAUCCAUUUCCAAAACCUCACCCCACACCUUCUCAUAACAGUCAACCAAUUAAGCAACCUGAAGGCUGAUGACUUUAUGGAUGUGAAGUGGGCAGACAAAAGUGAGCUGAAAAAACUGUACAUCCUGGCCAAAUUGCUGCAGGCGGCCCUGAAAGAAAAAAUAGCAGAAUAUGAAAAUGAGAGUCAAAGGACAGGAGAGCAAAAAGAAACCUCUGCACAAGUUUCGGACCAGUCUGAGGCUCCUUUGAUGAGAGUGAAAAGAUACCAGGAAGAAGUCAAGAGAGGCAAUUGGUUUGGGAAAAUUCCCAGUAUGGGAGAAUCAUCUCUGGGAUGGGGCACAGAAUUUCCAAAGGCUGUCAUGCAACAAGAUGCAGAGCAGCAAAUCAGCCUAGAUUUACACAGAGGUGCUCAGCCCAGACAGAGGAAGCUAUCCUGGGAACUAGAACACGAAAGCAUGGCUUCCCUUCUCAGGCAUCAACGAGCUGCUGCAUUUCCGCCUGCUGGGAAGUGUUCCCAGGGCUCAGGGGCUCCCUCCUUGAUGGCUUCCAUUGUGGUGGAUGACGAUGCUGCAGAUGACUUAACAGGCAAAGUUGUUAUUAUCCUGAAGCACUCCAACAAAUCAAGAAAGCCCACCAAUGAAGCGUUUCAGAAUCCAGUCAGGAAACAGGAGGAAGAAGCAUCUGGUAGCCAGCAUGAUCUGUCAGAGAGUCAACCGGGCCGCUGUUCAGAUAUUCCUAACAGAGAGUGCUCAGAAGAUUUCAUGCCAGGAAAUAAAUUGGAUUCUCAAAAGGAUCAGGAGCUCCACCGUCUCAUGCACAAAGGGGAGAAAUCCCAGAUGCCAGCUGAGGACACUGAAAUGCUGAAUGAGCUCUCACCAGACAUCAGUCUAUCCCAAGAGACACGUUGGGAGCAUCAUGAACAAUCAACCUCUGCUUCUCCACAGGCCACCUUCUUGCCAUCUGAGGAUGACUAUUUACUUCAGAGUGACCUGUUUGAGGCUGAAGUGAACAAGCGCUUGGAGCCUCUCAUCCCAAAUAUGCCAGUGAGGAACCUCAUAUCUCAUGUGAUCCGGAUCCUGAAAAUGGACUGUUCGAAGCCCACCAUCAAGAUGGCUUGUGUUAAGCUCAUAUCUAGGACAGGCCUCCUUAUGAAGCUCUUUAGUGAGAGAGAAAACCUCAAAGAGACCUCCUCCUUCCUGAAGUCAUAUCUUGGGCCCCUCAAAGGCAACUUGAGCACAGCUAACCAAAGGAAUGAGGGGAAACCUUCUGAUGAGCUAUCAAGGCAGGGGAUGCCGGAAUAUGGGUACAACAACAAGCUCUUGUUGGCUAUUUCAGUGACAGUGGUCAUAAUGGUUAUCAUAGCAGUAAUUUGUCUAAUUGAGAUCUGUUCUCAGCGUUCUGCCGCUAAAGCAAGGGAAGGCACUGCCGAAGAGAAGAGAUCUUUUCUGGGCAGAAGAAAGAAAAGUACACCAGAAAGGCAGAGUUCUAGAGGUUCUUCGGUUGAUAAUGCUCUGUGGCUCAAAGAACUGUAUCACCCUCUGGAUACAACAAGGAGAAAGAGCAUGGUUGAUAAGUUACAUGAUGAAGACUAUUCACAAGAUGAUAUAGUCAACUGGGCCAGUGCAAGACCACCAGUAGUCUCCGAGCCGCCUCCUGUGGAAAAGCGCAGUUCCGUAAAAAUAGAGGCUCGUCCACCUGAAGAGCCUCUUGUGAAAAAGGCCAGUUCAAAGAAACUGGCUCCGCCGCCACCGCCACCACCCCCUCCUGAACCAGCUGAACCAACCUCUACUGAAGAGGACACAGGCGAAGCCUCAAGUCCAAAGUUGGACCGGACAGGUGACCUGCACUGUCGAUUGGAAGACUUUGAAUUGACUUUCAACAUGGAAGUCCACCAGUGGGAUGAAUGCCCUGGCUUGUGCACAGUCCAGAAGGACUCCGACAUAGGUGAUUGUUUGCAACAGUUCCAGAUGAGAUUUUGCAUGGUUUACUUUGAGGCCGAGACCUUGAAGCGUGUCGAGCAUGAUGGUUGUUGCUCUCAUGGCAUUGUGGUGCGAUUUCGUGAAUAUCAGCCAGUCAUCAAUGUUGUCAAGAAUUUCAUCGAUCUUGUCAUCGAAGAGGCCCUCGCCAUCAAAUGGUAA
This is a messenger RNA of Pogona vitticeps (central bearded dragon), 3185 nucleotides long. The record is from RefSeq and is a predicted model, not a curated record. Lineage: Eukaryota; Metazoa; Chordata; Lepidosauria; Squamata; Agamidae.